UUCUCCUUGAUUCUGGGAAACUUAGUCAUUUGUUCUCUGAGUCAGCUUCACGGCGGGUAAUGUCACAUCACAUUCUUUUGGGACUGGGCCAGUAACCAGCAUGCUUGCCAGCGCUUCGGCAAUGAGCUCAUCAGCCUCUCGGCUCCCCCAGUCCUGGCCAGGAGCUGCACUGGAAUUAAUACUGUCACUGCCGCAGCCCUCACCAAGAUUGCUCUUUCUUUUCCUGUGUCCGUCAUGUGCUGGCCCUUGCUGUCACCAGGCGAGGCCUAACCCUUCUCCUUCAGGAAGCCUUCCCAGGCUGAGGCUCUGAGAUGUGAUGCUAGGAAUUCAACCCAACUCAUUGUUGCCUGAAAAGCCUUGUCUCAGGGACUGCUGAGGAUGUAAACACAGCGGGCACCCGAGAAAGCAGAGGAAGGACGGACGCGGAGCUCCGCAGAGGGACGGAAGGAGGCCUGGGGAGCACGGGCAUUUCAGCUUGACCUUGGAUUCUGUACAGUGGGGCUGGCACAUAGCAGGUGGGCUCCACGACAGUCAGGCCUUCCGUAAACCACCGCUUCAGCGACGAUGCUAUAAGUUACAAGUCUGAACAUUGGUGUCUAUGGAUCUGCUCUGACUCCUAGAGCCUGCUUAUGGGGGAAGGUGACACCUUCUGGGCCCCAUCUGUCCUUCCUCACGGCAUCCUCGGCACCUUAAGCCACCACCCCCAGCUGCAUUUUGGGAGGAAGAUGGAGUCCAAGGUCUCAGAAGGUGGCCUGAAUGUGACCCUGACAAUCCGCCUGCUGAUGCAUGGAAAGGAAGUUGGAAGCAUCAUCGGGAAGAAAGGAGAGACUGUGAAAAAGAUGCGUGAGGAGAGCGGUGCCAGGAUCAACAUCUCGGAGGGAAACUGCCCAGAGAGAAUCGUGACCAUCACGGGCCCGACUGAUGCCAUCUUCAAGGCCUUUGCCAUGAUCGCCUAUAAGUUUGAGGAGGACAUCAUCAACUCCAUGAGCAACAGCCCUGCCACCAGCAAGCCCCCGGUGACGCUGAGACUGGUGGUCCCUGCCAGCCAGUGCGGGUCCCUGAUCGGCAAAGGCGGCUCCAAGAUUAAGGAGAUCAGGGAGUCCACAGGUGCCCAGGUCCAGGUGGCCGGGGACAUGCUGCCCAACUCCACGGAGCGGGCGGUGACCAUCUCGGGGACCCCCGACGCCAUCAUCCAGUGUGUCAAGCAGAUCUGUGUGGUCAUGCUGGAGUCCCCACCGAAAGGUGCCACCAUUCCCUACCGCCCAAAGCCCGCCUCCACCCCUGUCAUUUUUGCAGGUGGUCAGGUAAGAGCCGACCCGCUCGCGGCCUCCACUGCCAACCUCAGCCUUUUACUGCAGCCCCCGCCGCUGCCCGCCUACACGAUCCAGGGACAGUACGCCAUCCCGCACCCAGAUCAGCUGACCAAGCUCCACCAGUUGGCCAUGCAGCAACCCCCCUUUCCUUCCCUCGGACAGACCACCCCCGCUUUCCCCGGAGAAAAGCUGCCUUUACACUCCUCCGAAGAAGCUCAAAAUCUGAUGGGCCAGCCCUCAGGUCUGGAUGCCAGCCCCCCGGCCAGCACUCACGAGCUCACCAUUCCCAAUGAUCUAAUAGGCUGUAUAAUUGGACGCCAGGGGACCAAAAUCAAUGAAAUUCGACAGAUGUCUGGAGCUCAGAUCAAAAUUGCCAAUGCCACGGAAGGGUCGUCGGAGCGACAGAUCACCAUCACAGGGACCCCAGCCAACAUCAGCCUUGCCCAGUACCUGAUCAAUGCCAGGCUGACGUCUGAGGUCACUGGGAUGGGCGCGCUCUAAUCCCGCCCCGCGUCCUCCAUGCCGCGAACGCUGGCGUCCGGCCGGCUCGCGCGCUCUGUACAGACAGCCCGCCCUUCCUCACAAGUACAAAUAGAGGUUUUCUUUACUAGCAGUGGUCUGUGCCAUAGAGGCCCACACAGCACCCAAGCAAACCCUCCACCACAUGUGAGCUCCAGGCCUGUCCCUGCCACCGCCCCGUCGCCCGUUGCAUGGCCACGCGGUGUCACUUCUUUUCAAUGCUUUGGGGCGUUCCCACGUGUGCCAUUUUACAAAUGUUGUUCCUUAGUGUCAGUGUAACUGUUCAGAGUUGGUUUGACGUUUUGACAGCUCUUCCCACAAGCCGUCCUCUCCGUAACCUCCCAGAGCUGUGACUGCCGUGUCUCACCGACCGCUCCACCCCCCUGCUGACUUUACUCCCCUCUCAGCCUCGCUUGUGUUGGUCCAUCUGUCCACGCAGGUCCCGUGCUGGGGUCAGGGCGUGCCCCUCCCCUUGUUCCAAAGGAAGGAAGAAGGGGGUGCCGGGGUUCUGACCCGACACAGGUGAAGUGGGGGUCUAGGGCCCUGACCUCACAAAGGUGUCACUGGAUGGGGAGACACGCAUAGGCCCCUGGGUGGCUGGAGGGGUGGCUGGAGGGUGCAGACUGGCCAGAAGCGCCUGUGACCUCGUCAGGGUUCAAUAAAGGUCAUGGGCUGCCCGCA
Messenger RNA from Hipposideros armiger (great roundleaf bat), 2513 nucleotides. It is a transcript of the gene PCBP3, whose product is annotated as poly(rC) binding protein 3. The transcript is spliced from 16 exons. Gene Ontology annotation, molecular function: RNA binding. Bases 630 to 1814 code for a protein of 394 amino acids. The record is from RefSeq and is a predicted model, not a curated record. Lineage: Eukaryota; Metazoa; Chordata; Mammalia; Chiroptera; Hipposideridae.